Messenger RNA from Aureobasidium melanogenum CBS 110374, 636 nucleotides. RefSeq lists its product as uncharacterized. Gene Ontology annotation, biological process: mRNA splicing, via spliceosome. Gene Ontology annotation, cellular component: U2-type spliceosomal complex. Lineage: Eukaryota; Fungi; Ascomycota; Dothideomycetes; Dothideales; Saccotheciaceae. The record is from RefSeq and is a predicted model, not a curated record. The transcript has a single exon. The annotation marks the transcript as partial.
AUGGGUGGCGAUCUGAACUUGAAGAAGUCAUGGCACCCCGUGCUCAUGUCCAACCAGAAGCGCGUCUGGGAAGAAGAGAAGAAAGCCCUCGAUGAGCGCAAAAAGAUCGACCAGGUCCUCAAGGAGCGCGCCGAAGAACGCCAAAUCCAAGAACUUCAACAGAUGCAAGAGGCCGCUGGCGGCAAGAAGCGUGUCGACAGAGUAGACUGGAUGUACGGCGGUCCUGCAGAUGGCCAGAAGGGAACCACAGAAGAGAUGGAAGCAUAUUUGCUCGGAAAGAGAAGACUGGACGGACUUGUCAAGAGAAAUGCCACUGAGGCCAUGCAAAAAGCUGCCGCCGUAGGUCCCUCGGCUCUGCAAAUUGCAAAUAACCAAAGAGAUACCGCGACAAAGGUGCGCAAUGAUCCUAUGCUGGCCAUCAAGCAACAAGAGCAGGCCGCCUUGGAAGCCAUGAUGAACGAUCCCACCAAGCGUCGAGCCCUGCUCAAGGCUGCUGGCAAGGACGAAGACGACUCAAGACGUAGCCAUCGCAAGCACCGUCACAGAGACGAUGAGCACCGCAGCAAACGUAGACGCCACGACGACUACAGCGAUGACGAGAGACGUUCCUCCCACAGGCACCGAUCACAUCGCCAU